Molecule: messenger RNA, 909 nt
Organism: Lathyrus sativus (Indian pea)
Lineage: Eukaryota; Viridiplantae; Streptophyta; Magnoliopsida; Fabales; Fabaceae
Source: the annotation of a GenBank genome assembly
AUGGCAAUUCCUGUGAUAGAUUUUGGCUCUCUCAAUGGAGACAAAAGAGGUGAAACUAUGGCCCUUUUGCAUGAAGCUUGUCAAAAAUGGGGUUGCUUUCUGAUUGAGAAUCAUGAAAUUGAAGGGAAGCUGUUGGAGAAAGUGAAGAAGGAAAUUAAUAAUUACUAUGAAGAAAACCUGAAGGAAAGUUUCUACAAAUCUGAGAUAGCAAAGAGUUUGGAGAAAAAGCAGAACACUGGCGAUAUCGACUGGGAAAGUUCGUUCUUCAUUUGGCAUCGUCCGACCUCGAACAUUAGGAAAAUUCCAAAUCUCUCCGAGGAGCUUUGCAAGACAAUGGAUGAGUACAUUGAAAAACUAGUUGAAUUGGCAGAGAAAUUAUCUGCGCUAAUGAGUGAAAAUCUUGGUUUGGAGAAAGAAUACAUAAAGAAAGCAUUUUCAGGAAGUAAUGGAGCAGCUAUGGGAACAAAAGUGGCAAAGUACCCUGAAUGUCCAUUUCCAGAGUUAGUGAGAGGAUUAAGAGAGCACACAGAUGCUGGUGGAAUCAUCCUUUUGCUUCAAGAUGACAAAGUACCUGGUCUUGAAUUCUUCAAAGAUGGAAAAUGGAUAGAGAUACCACCUUCAAAAAACAACGCAAUUUUUGUCAACACAGGUGAUCAAAUUGAAGUGAUGAGCAAUGGUUUAUACAAAAGUGUUGUGCAUAGGGUCAUGCCUGAUAAGAAUGGAAGCAGACUCUCUAUUGCUAGUUUCUAUAAUCCAGUUGGAGAAGCUAUUAUAUCUCCUGCUCCUAAACUCUUGUAUCCAAGUAAUUAUUGCUAUGGAGAUUAUUUGGAGCUUUAUGGAAAAACUAAGUUUGGAGAAAAGGGUCCUAGGUUUGAAUCCAUCAAGAAUAAGGCCAAUGGGCAUUACUAG